Messenger RNA from Phacochoerus africanus (Common warthog), 744 nucleotides. It is a transcript of the gene TEX101, whose product is annotated as testis expressed 101. The coding region runs from base 1 to 744 and encodes 247 amino acids. The record is from RefSeq and is a predicted model, not a curated record. NCBI's taxonomy places the organism in Eukaryota, Metazoa, Chordata, Mammalia, Artiodactyla, Suidae. Gene Ontology annotation, cellular component: plasma membrane raft; plasma membrane. The transcript is spliced from 5 exons. Gene Ontology annotation, biological process: binding of sperm to zona pellucida; regulation of flagellated sperm motility.
AUGGGAACCUGUCACAACCAGCAUUUGCUGUUCCUCUUUAUCCUAGGAGCCCCAACCUUGAUCUCGGCACAAAAAUUGCCUUGUCAAAGGAGUACAUUCAUGGGUUUAGAAAGCGAUCCAAUGUAUACAUUUAACUGGACCACAGACAAUGUUGAGAUUUGUGACAAUGGGGCAUUGUGCCAGGAAACCGUGCUAAUGAUCAGAUCAGGAAGGACCGAGACAGCAAUUUUGGCCACUAAGGGCUGCAGUUCAGAGGGGACACCAGCAAUAACGUUUAUCCAGCACUCUCCACCCCCUGGCAUAGUCACAAUCUCCUACAAUAACUACUGUGAUGAUCCCCUUUGCAACAACAGAGAGAAUUUGUAUGAGAUAUGGCCUGAAGCAGAGUAUGAAGCUCCCAGAGAGCCAGCAACCCUCCACUGCCCAACCUGUGUGGCUUUGGGGAACUGUUUGAGUGCUCCUUCUCUUCCUUGUCCCAAUGAUACAAAUCGAUGCUAUCAAGGAAAACUUCAGGUCACUGGAGGAGGCAUCAACUCACCUUUGGAGAUCAAAGGCUGUACAGCCAUAACUGGUUGCAGGAUAAUGUCUGGGAUCUUUACAAUAGGACCUCUGUGGGUGAAGGAAACUUGUCCAUUCAAGUCUCUCACUCCCCGAAAAGUCCAAAGUGGUGCCAUAUGGCUUCCCACUUCAUAUUGGAGUUUAGAGCUACUGCUGCUGCUGUUACUGCCCCUGCUUGUCCAUUGA